Molecule: messenger RNA, 3853 nt
Organism: Heterotrigona itama
Lineage: Eukaryota; Metazoa; Arthropoda; Insecta; Hymenoptera; Apidae
Source: the annotation of a GenBank genome assembly
AUGACAAGCAUCAGAGUUGCUUCGGUGCGUGUUCCCAGUUCUUUAUUUAUACUGAACUUCUACGAAAUAAAUUUAGAUUUUAUGUAACUGUGGAAAUUUCCUCAAACCUUUUCCUCCAUUCUUCACGCGCAAAUGUUCAUAAACGAAUUACGUGUGACCGUAAAUUUUGCGAAAAUUCGUCGCGUUGCUCUCGUUUUCUGACGAGGCAACGUGAAACGAUUAUUAAUAAUUAAUUGUCGAGACAGAAAUUCCGAGUCAAAACUGAAUAUUCCUCGCGUGAAUAUUCCUCAGAGUCUAGACUUCAUUCUACAAUUCCAAAACUGCGUAGAUUUAAUCCGGGAAACGAAUAAUUAACAAAUUUAUGCAGUGAUUCUAAAGAAGUGCUCCUGUUUCUUUUUUCGUAUCAGUCUCACAGGUGGCAGCACCAUCGCGAGUUUAGUUUCACUUUUUCGCCGCUACGUAGCGCUGGUAUUCAAAUGUGAAUCUGACAAGUUUUCGUUUGCGAAAACAGAAGGAAGAAAAGACUAAUUAAAAAGAUUAGUUAAGUUUGUUAAUCUUCUUAAGACACAGUUGCAAGAUUCUAAUUAGACCCUCGGCUUUUUCUCUCGUGCCUCGAAAUACAUUUGCAAAAGUUCAUAAACUUCUUAAGCAACUAUAUCGUAAGUACGUAACACGAUACUUCUGCUUGUUCUUGACACUUGAUUCAUUGUCAUCGAUAAUUAACCAAUUAUACGGCAAGUCAUCUCGCGAAAGUUGAGAAUUAUUCGAGUGAGAACGAUGUGAGAUUCGGUCCUUCUAAUGCGAUUCAGUGGAAACGUAAAUUAACGAAUAUUCCAUGCAUUGAAAGAAGUACGUCUGUCCUAGUCGUACGCUGUCACGCUCCUUGUCUCUCACGCAUGCCGGGAUAUAUCUCUUCGCACGUUCUGUAUUCCUGUCAUUGUUCUCUGAAUUUUGGAUCGAUUCAACAGAUGACAACUUUUGUUAUUUGAAAAAGAACGUUGGUUAAUUACUGUCAAACACGAAUGAACAUUUGAAACACGUAGAAAUAGAUUGUUUAAAUUAUUAUAUGAUAAAAGAUAAUAAUAAGGAAGGAUGUUACAACACUGACGUAUCAAGAAUCCGAGGAGGCCACCAAACAUUAUUUAAAGGAAAUUUCAACCUCGGAUCUGCUGGAUUUUUGGUCGUGGAGGGAAUUCAGUGUCAGUAUUUUUGGGGGACACUUUCGUUUGUAUUCGCAUAAGCACAGAGGUACCAUCGAAUUACUGUACAUGCAUGCAAUAUUCUUUGCCGUCUUGAGAUGGUUUAGCAUUGGAAGUGAAAAGACUAUAGCACAGUGGACUUUGUUUUGUUCCCCAGAAGAAUCAGAUGCAGUGGAAGAUGCUUGGCCACCGAAUUGUCUCUCUGAUAUAAGAGAUUUUCGAUUCAAGGGCACACAAUGGACAAGUAUCAACGAAGUUCCAUGUAUUCCAUGGAUAUCAGAAGAUGUUCCAGCGGAGGACAAAAGUGACGCAAAUUUUAUCGACGGAUCUGCCUUGAAGGCAAUUAAUAAAUGUAGAAAUCCUAUUCGCGAUUCUGGUGGGCCUUAUUGUUAUGCAUAUACCCCUUGGGAGAGUAUGAUUAUUUCAAAACGAUAUUGCCCGAUUCGAAAAUGUAGGUCGUCAGAAUGUCGAAUGGCUGGGACCGCGAACGAUUACAUGGGAACACUUUCGAAAACACGUUCAGGACGUCGUUGUGACAAAUGGCCAAUCAGACCCAAAUUACCAGCGGUGCCCCAAAAUGCGACGCGACCCAAGUCCACUACCAAACCGCCUCGUAUCAGAUCUCCAAAAAUGGGACCAAGCGUAGCAGUUCCAAAAGUCAAAUUACCAGCCGGUCGAGAUUACUUUAAUGACAGCGUUUUUCCAGAAGGAAGUGCCAAGAAUGCCAGUAAUUAUUGCAGGAAUCCAUCACGUAAUAUCGCCGGCACUUGGUGUUACACCACAGAUUCUUUGGUACCGCAAGAUCUUUGCAACGUUAGGGAUUGUGAAAAACCAGAGGAAUAUACGUUCCUUGCUGUGGGAGAUGGCCUGGAUAGACGUAUAUACGUUUUACCCGAAUAUCGUUCCGAAGGUUUACACUUUUCUGUGAAAGCUUGGGAACCGGAUAAUCCAGAUUCCGUCGUGCUUAUCUUUUUAGCCGAUGAUGGAUUGAAAUCACGUUAUGUUCUGAAAAUAGGAGCAGCAGACAAUGAAAAAGUGCUUCUCUUUUACGAAUCGGAAACUGCAGAGAUUUCCUUAGUUAAAAAGAAAACUUUGCCGCAUUUACUUUACGUGGGAAAAUGGAGUAGCUUUAUAAUUCGUAUACCACGCGGAAAGGUUUUGCUUUUCUACGAAGAUGAUCCUACACCACUUUUUGAAUGGUCUCAUCCUGAUCCUCCCAAUGCUUUUCUGCCUACGUAUUAUUGUUAUGGUAGUGAACGAGGAAAAGCUGUUGGCUUCGCUUUUAAUCGUGAGUCAAAUUGUCAUAUAGAAAAUACGAAAACUGAUAGAUAUACCAGAAUCUUAUCAUUGUCGACCUGGAUUGACAAAGAAAUAUUACUUCCUGAACAAGUGACUCUUCAACUUCGAGGACAAGGUACAGUUUAUUUGCCUUUGUAUCGAAUGCCUGGCACUCCAGGAUGGUCUGCAAAUACUAUAAAUAUCUAUUCCAACGCGACAAAUGUGUUUCAUUAUCAGCAUAAUAGUCCUCUUAUAUUUUAUUUCUUUUCUGUCGGAGUUGAUUCCAAUAGCUGGGUCACUUGGUCUGUGAAUUGCAUUCCAAUAGAGGGACCAGCAGUGGAUGGUGGUUGGUCAGAAUGGGGACCAUGGGCGUGCAGUGUGAGCUGCAAUGGUGGUACUGGUAUCCGGAAACGACGUUGUAAUUCUCCAAAACCUAACAUCAGAGGAGAACCGUGUGUGGGACCGAGUAUAAUGACUGGACGUUGCAAUGAAAUUCUGUGCGGCGAUAUAACUGAAGAUACAAUUAACAUGAUAAAUCGAAGAAUCAGAACAAACUACACAGCGCUUACUGUUAAAGAACAGCAUCCAAUCACAAUUGAAUCCGAUUCGGACAUUGUUGAAUUAAUUACUACAGAAUCUCCUCGUUCCGAAUUGCAAUGGUCCUUAAAUGGUAUCUUUGUGGAGGUAGAACCCGAAAGAAUAGAGUUACAAGAUUAUAACAUUAAGAUAAUGAGCGCUAUUCUAAAUGAUUCUGGCGUCUAUGCGAUGACAUUACGUCGAAUCGAUGAAACCUAUUCGAUCAUUAAAGUGAUCAGUUUGGCAGUGAUUCCAGCAAAGGAGACUGUACAGAUAAGAGAAACCUUAGACAUGACUAUACAAUGUUACUGCACGAUUUUAGGACAUAUUUAUUCGGAGCUUCAAGUGUUUUGGCUAGUACGGAAUAAAACAUGGAAAGACUAUGGCAUCACGCUUCCUAUGGCAGCUGACUUCGAGAGUAUUACAAAAAUUAACAAGACACAUAAUGGAAUGUGGCAAUGUGUUGUAAAGCAAAAUGAUCUGAACUUCGUGUGGAUAACAAAUAUGAUUUAUAUUAGAGAAUUCGAGAAACUGCAAAGAAAAUAUUUGACAUAAGAAAUAUACCCAGAAGUCCAAAAGGCACACAAUAUGAACCAUUGAUGGAUGAAGUGAUUACUGAAGAUCAAGAAACAACGGAAGAUCGAGCCACUACUGAAGAUCAAACUACUACUGACGAUCAAAUAACAGACGAUGAAGUGACUACAGAAGAUCAAGUAACUACUGAAGAUCAGGCUACUACCAAAGAUCAAGCGAUUACCAAACAGACCAAGCAACCAUCAAGAGAAAGGAACAACCAAUGA